AAUAAAUUGCGGCGUCCUGCUCGGUACACCUGCACGUACGCAUCAUAAUGUCCGUUAGCGUUACCGUGCACGAGAUCGGUCCAGGACCGUCGCCAGAAGUGACCACAAAUCCUUUGUCGGACUUCGAUGCCGUCCGAAAGGAUGCCAACGAGAAGCUUCGCAUCCGACGCCUUGUGCAGGUUCGUCAGCAAUCGAAGGAGUUGGCCGCGAAGGUGCGCCAAAAUUAUCAGCAGGCAAAGGUAACGGAACUGGCCAAAAUAGAGCGAACCAAGCGGGAAGAGGUGAAAGCGUGGAAGCGCAAACAAGUACGCCAGCUGCAGGAUGAGUACGCGCGCUGCAUUGGGGAGGUGGGCGAGGCGCACAAAGCGGCCGAAGCGGCUGAAGAGUGUGCCGUGUGGUUCGAGGAGAAACGUGCCACUCAACAGGCGGUUGCGCUGCAGCGAGGGAGAAAAGCGGAAAAAACAGCGGCACGCGAACGGGAACGGAAGGAAGCGUUAAAGGAGGCCAAAGCGCACAAGAAACCGUACGUGCCGGCGAAAUCGAUCGCCGUUCAGGCUAGCAUACCCGAGCCGAAACUGGAGCCAGUGCGUGACGCGAUUCCGGUGGUGAGGCACGAAGUUUCCUCGACGGAACCAACGAUGAGUCCUUACGAACAGUUCCGAAGUAGAAGAGAACAAUCUGCUGGACGAUGCUUACCGACGGUAGGAAUCGAAACCAAGGUAUCCGAUUCGGAAGAUGAGCUCUACUGUCCAGGUAUGGGGAAUAAGGAAAACAUUCCUAGUACAGGACAGGACUACAGUGCGUCUGCAUUUACCUCACCGAGCGACAUUCGACCUUCGGAGAGACCGCCCCCAAGACAGCGACUGCAACCCUUCACGCAGAUAACGGAACUGAUACAACAGCGUCGCCAGCAGCAACAACAAUCUCGUGAACACCACGAUGAAUCGACUGUCGGGCACCAAAAGGCGACACAUCACAGACCCACCACUGCUGCACUCUACGGCGCAAACUAUGGGACACAGAAAGCGGUACAGUUUGAUGACACUAGUGAAAACACACUUUCUUUUCCCACAAGUACAGUUCUCACGAGGGACGAUCAUCGGCCACUUGGUGGGCUAGCUCCACCUCCGCUGGCUAGUGAUGGGUCACCGCGAAAAGUUCGUCCUCGUAAGCUCGUGGAGCAACCGAAAGUAUCGCCAGUACAGCAGAAUCAGAUGGACAGCAAAACAACACUGAAGCGCGGACAAGCCGUUCUACCAACCGGUGUCGUUCCCGAGUCGAGCACAUCCUCUGCAUCGUACGGUGCCAGUACGAAGGUGCAAUACUAUGAUUACAACACUCGGUUCACCAAGGAGUACGAUCAACCGACUGCGUUCGUGCACCGAGAAGAACGCAGGGGUAACGAUCCGACGGCCAUGGAGGAAGCGAAUCGGUACGAGAAGCUGCAACAGGAGCUUGUCGCUGCCAGAAGAAUGACUGUGGAUCGCACUAAACCGGCGCUGGAAAAACAACAAACAAGAAAAGACUAUGAAAAACUAUCGAAAGAACUGGAUAACCUAACCCGAUCGGAGAAUAAAUUGAAAAGUUUGGCUGUGCCAACAAAAACCAUCCCAACGGAGGCCGUUAUCAAGCAAAAGGCCGAGGCACGCCAGAAGAAGGCCAACGAAGCGAUCGAGAGCCUGCUGCAGCAGCGUGCCCUAGUAACAUGCCCCGUAGUGCACACGGAACCAUCCAACGACGCCCGAAAGCGCGCUCGAUCUGGUACGCGCCCACCCAUGGUAAAUGUGGCCGAAAUGCGGCCGGACACAUUCGCGCCGGCGAGCACGGGUGGCCCUGCCGGUCAGAACGUUUCGUCCGACAGCUGCGCUUCGAUCGUGCUGGGUACUUUCGAACGACCGGGAAUCCCGUUACCGACAGGUGAUGGUAGACGGGGGGAGUGUGAAGGAACGGGGGAUAAAAUCGAUCGAUUGAAGGAACUGUUGGAGCAACUGGACGAACAGCGCCGUUUGCUGGCGGAAGAGCUGGCAAAGGAACGGAGGCCGGACCCGAUUGAUAUUGUGAAUGUUGGUGGUGGUGUAGAAGAAUUAUGUGCCUCGAUGCAGAAAAACACCGAGGUCGAGAAGUUGGAGCGCAUGAAACGGAGGCAGGAGGAAUUGCUCGAGCAGCAGCGGUUGUUACAGAAGCGAGAGCGUGAGGUGGAAGAAUUGGAGCGACAGUUGCGAGACAAAAUGGCCCAGCUGCAGAAGAAUAAACAGAAGCGGGAUGAUGAGAGUGCGUCGAAGCGGGAUAAAAAGGCGACGGCAGCGACGGUACAAGCGGAAACGCGUGGACAGAAGAAGUUGGUCGAAGUGAAGGAGCAACCAUCGGCAACAACGUCGAGCUGCAGCAUGGAAGGUGGAGAGGACAAGUCAGAGCGGGCCGGGGGUGAUUCGGUGCCGGUCAAAAUCAUCAUCACGGUUAACGAUAAAUCAACGCCAUCGAAAAAGAAACACAAGAAAAAGUUGCCUAGCAAGAAAGCACCUAAGGUGGUGGUUCCCGUCGAACCGGUGAAGACAAUGGAAACCCCGGCAAGGGAAGAAAAAAUAGUAGAAAAAGAGCAACCUAUGGCGAUAACCAAGGAAGCUACGGCACGUACGAAAAAAGGUCCUAUCAAACGCGUGGUGGAGAUGGAUUUCUCCCCUGGCAGUACAUCCACAACGUCCACCGUCUAUCGGGAGCUUCCGCCGAAGAUUGGUGGUUUAAAAAUCAACACUAUCUUGGCGCAAGGGCCAGCGGGAGUCAAGGACAAGGAGCAACCACCCGUUGCUCCAAAGCAUCAAUUGCAAAGAAGCCCGAUACCGAAGACCUCCGCGAAACCACAUCCAACAGAAAAUCAGCAGGCUAACUUAAACCCACAGCUUGUGAAGUACAUACAACGCCUACUUGGAAUGUCCCGGCAGUCGAUCGAUCAGCUAGGGGUAAGUUCGACCACCGUAUCGACCCCGAACGCGUCGGUGGUAAAUGUAACCAGUAAUGUCGGUAACGGCGUUGGUCGCCCGGUGAGUGACGAGUCUGAUCGAAUGGAUCGGUUGCGGAAGUUCAUCGACGAGAACUACAACUUCCUGCAGGAGAUCGACGAAACACUUAAGCGUUCAACAGAUCAGUCCGUCGGUUCGAGUGAAGACAGUCGUCGGAUGGCUUCAAUAGACGGUGAUCCAAACGACGUGAGCCGCGUAGAGGAUGUGUGGAUGCGAACGCUUCGCAAAAGGGAGAAGGGGAUGAAAGCAAAACAGGUGAACGAUCAAAACGUGCGUCCAGCGUUGGUGAAAGUGAAGACGAAAAAGAAACGUCACGAAAGAGAUGUGUCGGAAGGUGUUCUCCCAUUGGCACCACCAGUUGCACAACCCCACCCUCCGGUUGCAGAUCCACCCGUGGUUGCGGUAUUGAAUUCUCCCGCGGAUGCCGGACCAUCCGUUAGCCAUGGUAGUAACCGAAUCGUGACCAAGGAAGCAUCCCUGAAAUCGAUUUUGAAAUCUCCCAAACGCGACGCUUCACCGAAGGUGGCCAAAAUAAUCACACCUCAGGGCCACGUGGAGAUUAUCAACCUAAGCGAUCGAGAGGAGCAGGAAAUCCUAGACCGCUACUCACAGCUUACCGAGCGCUGCAGCCAGCGCAUCACGGAACUCUCGCAGAUGAUCAACCAGGUGAGGGAGGAAAAGCGCCGCCUGAUCGAGGACAGUCUUUCGUCGCUCGAUCAGCAAGAAUCGACGAAAUACAUGGACCUCCCGGCGACGAUAACAGCAGCAGGAGUUGCAAGCAGGCCGACACUGAUGGAGCAGACCUCGAAAGAGGCUCAGAGUAUAGCUGUUGCGUCACCAUCGCCCGGUCCACCGGUUCCCGCGCUCGAUGAUCCGGUGAGUGAGGAGAUCGAUAAUAUUUUCUCCUCGAAACAGAUCGGGCUCAGCAAGGACAGCGGUAUUGCUAUGUCUCGUCCCCUAACUGCGUCGGAUAUAAGGGAAAGCCCCUCGGAAGAGUGUAGCCAGGCGAAGGAACCGCCUCCCUUCGAACCGUUCCUGAAGGAUAUUCACAAACCGGUCCCACCCUUGGCAGGAAGAUUGCAUCUGUCAGCAGCAACUCCCUCUAGCGUACCGCCGGUGUUGGUCUCCCGAAAGCCACCACCCGUGGCCAUCACUCGCUACAGUCCGCAGCUAGACCUGGAGGUACCGGUGCACGAGCUGUCAACCAUUCUUGAAGUCGAUACCCCGGCUGCUGUUCACGUGCCCUCCACCUCCAAGGUGUACGAUGUGUCAUCAUUGUCCGUGGCCGGUGAACGAUCGGACACGGCAAAGGAGCAGCUUUUGAUUGAGGCGCGCAAUAAACUGCUCCUUGUUGAACCGUCCUCUCCUAACAUCGGAUACGAUCGGUUUCCUAACUACGAGGAGUACGUGCGAGCAGAGCAAGGGACCAACACCGGUUCACCGGGAGCCCGGAUGGACCUGGAGCAAACCGAAGAACCGAUCGUCAAUGAAACGGGACUUCGCUUGGAUUUGACGGAGGAGCGUGAACCGGAGAGGUUGGAGUAUCGAAACUUUCCCGGUGCCGCCCCAUCGUUCGACAUAACGGAGGAUUCGCGGGUGGAGAAGAGUCAGUCGAACGUUUCCGAUGGUUCCCUGCCGGAUGUGGUGGCGGAGUUGAAAAAGUUCAAUGUUAUAAUAAAACCGUUCGAUCAGUCACUGGACGACUCGAACCGAUCGACACCGCUGUCCGAGGUUGCAGUAAGGGGGGCCGAAGGAGACGAUAGUGAUAAGCGAAACCAUCCAGCCGGCAUCCAACGAAGCCAACCGCCACUCGAUCUCGUUGCGCUUGGGCACGAUCUUGAAAAUGUUCUCAAACUUUCGUGGGCUUCGACCAUGUUGAAAAAGAAUCACGAACAUAAAAGGCUGUCCCAGCAACAGCAACAAGAGGACAAUUCAACCAGUUCAUCAUAUUCUCUAACGGAAUUGAAGGGCCACAAUAACCUCAAUGGCACCAACAACGACGAUAAUGACGACUCCCGCAACGGUGACUCAGGGAAGCCGCCGAAUCUAGCCAAAUUUAUCGCCCGCGAGCUGAUGAUUCGGACACAAUCGGACCUCCAGUCGCUUACGUCCUCGUCCGAGCUGUCGUCGAGUCCGGGGUCGCACAGUGCACUUUUGCGAUCGCUACUGAGCAUCAGCAAUCUGGAGCACACGUCGAGCCAUGAUGCCGGCGGAUCGAGUGCGGCAGAAAGAGAACUACUCGGAACAACGUCGAACAAUAACGUACAGCGCACAUCGACACCGGUCGCGAGCAAAUCGACAACCGCUAGUAGUUCCUCGAGACUUGCCACUGGCGGUGGCGGCGGUGGACCGCAGGAUGCCGACAGUGGCGUCAACAAUCGGACCGACGUGCUCGGCCAUCUGUUCUCCGGUGAAUCUCGCAUCUCGUCCGUUCACUUGAGUUCGUCGUCGUCUGGCAGCUUGGAAAGACACAGCCAUGGACUAUCCGCACCGGAUGUGCGUCUUGCGCGGCGAUCAUCGUCCGUUGCUAAUCGGGAGGAAAACUAACUUUCGCCGAGCAUUUAAGUGUAUUAAGUAAUGUUAAACCGAUGUCCAAAUUAUUUGAUUUAACGAUUUACAGACUUUGGGAUGGACCUGUUAUUUUUAAAGUAGCUCAAUAUUUUAUCUAUUUUUUAGUAAAAGAACCACGGUCCACUACUUUUUUUUACUCUGUUUUCGUUGGCAACAGUAUCAGUGAUUUAAACUCUGUAAGCCGAUUUCAUUUUAAUGUGUAUUUUAAUAUGUUAAUAAAUUGUAGACACAAAAGGAAAUAAAUGUUCAAC
This is a messenger RNA of Anopheles coustani, 5839 nucleotides long. RefSeq lists its product as uncharacterized. The coding region runs from base 48 to 5564 and encodes 1838 amino acids. The transcript is spliced from 4 exons. The record is from RefSeq and is a predicted model, not a curated record. NCBI's taxonomy places the organism in Eukaryota, Metazoa, Arthropoda, Insecta, Diptera, Culicidae.